GUACUGCAGUUGCAAGGUGAUCAGCGUGAAAAUAUCUGCCAGUUCCUGACCAGGGUGGGGCUGGUCAAGGCUGAGCAGAUAAAGGUGCACGGUUUUUAAUUUUAAUGUCCUACCACCACCACCACCACCGCAUACACCUGCUGCUGCCCUGCUGUCUGGUGUCCUGGUAAUAAAAAUCCACAACCAUGUGAUCAUUUCCUGCUGUCAACGGUUCCGGGGCUGGCACUGCGGUAGUACGAUCGUCAUCGUCACAGUGGCGGUGGCGGCAAGGAUGCGGCAUAACGUGCCCAUGCACAACACCAUGCAACCCACGUGCCACCACCCCCGAGCAAUAACAUCAUUAUCAAAUGAAUUUGAGUAACUUUAACCUCCCGAUAGAACAUGUAAAGGAAAUAUUUACUUGACAACUUUGAGACUAGAAUGUAUCUGGAUAAUUGUAUAGAUGUGUUCCGGGAAUGAAUGAUUAUGUUAGUGUGUGUGUAAGGACUGAUUUGAUUUUCAGGCUGUUAUUUUUCUACAAAGGAGUACUCAAAUUGGUUUUUAUGUUCUAUGUAGUGUUUUGGUGUUUUAGUAAAGCAUGUCAGUGACGUAUAACCAAAUGAAAACCUCAAAUAAAAGAGGAAAAUCUUAA
Penaeus monodon (black tiger shrimp) is the source of this 631-nucleotide messenger RNA. It is a transcript of the gene eIF1, whose product is annotated as eukaryotic translation initiation factor 1-like. Gene Ontology annotation, biological process: translational initiation. The record is from RefSeq and is a predicted model, not a curated record. Gene Ontology annotation, cellular component: eukaryotic 43S preinitiation complex. Gene Ontology annotation, molecular function: translation initiation factor activity; RNA binding; ribosomal small subunit binding. Lineage: Eukaryota; Metazoa; Arthropoda; Malacostraca; Decapoda; Penaeidae.